Messenger RNA from Erigeron canadensis, 1432 nucleotides. Its product is annotated as wall-associated receptor kinase 4-like. The transcript has a single exon. Gene Ontology annotation, biological process: cell surface receptor signaling pathway; protein phosphorylation. NCBI's taxonomy places the organism in Eukaryota, Viridiplantae, Streptophyta, Magnoliopsida, Asterales, Asteraceae. The coding region runs from base 77 to 1177 and encodes 366 amino acids. Gene Ontology annotation, molecular function: protein serine/threonine kinase activity; ATP binding. The record is from RefSeq and is a predicted model, not a curated record. Gene Ontology annotation, cellular component: plasma membrane.
CUGGAUAUACUUGGGACUUAAAAGGCGUAAGAAUUUGAUUCGCAAAGAAAAGUUUUUUAAGAAAAAUGGUGGAAUAAUGUUGCAACAAAGAGUUUCUGAUAAUGAAGGUUCUCAUAUUCAAGCUAAACUCUUCACAGUAGAGGAGCUUGAGAAGGCAACCAACAAGUAUGAUCAGAGCAGAAUUAUUGGAAAGGGUGGUUUUGGCACAGUAUAUAAAGGAGUUUUACCUGAUGACAGAAUAGUUGCCAUAAAGAAGUCAAAGAUAGUAGAUCAAACCGAAACCCAAGUUGAGCAAUUUAUAAAUGAAGUGUUUAUCCUUUCCCAAGUCAAUCACAGAAAUGUGGUGAAGCUGAUUGGUUGCUGCCUGGAAACAGAAGUUCCUUCAUUGGUUUACGAAUUUAUUCCAAAUGGCACCCUCUUUGAUCACAUCCACAACGAAUACAAGUCGAAGGCUAUUUCUUGGGAUAUUCGACUAAGAAUAGCAACAGAGACAGCUGGAGCACUUUCAUAUUUACACUCUGCAGCGUCUGUCCCAAUUAUUCACCGAGAUGUCAAAUCGAUGAAUAUACUUAUUGAUAGUAGCUAUGUAGCAAAAGUAGCUGAUUUUGGAGCGUCAAGGCUAAUUCCUAUGGAUCAGAAGGAAUUAGCAACAAUGGUGCAAGGAACACUAGGUUACUUAGAUCCUGAGUACUUUCACACAAGUCAACUGACUGAAAAAAGCGAUGUUUAUAGUUUCGGGGUAGUACUGGUGGAAAUUCUAACCGGAAAGAAGAUUAUUAACUUCGAUAGGCCAGAGAAACGAAGGAAUUUAAUCAAACUUUUUAUCGCUUCUUUAGAAAAUGAGACUCUAUUAGAGGUUCUUGAUAAAAACUUGCAACUAAAGGAAGUUCCUCACGAUAUUAUCCUAGUUUCAAGGCUUGCACAAAGAUGCUUACAACUUAAAGGAGAUGAAAGGCCUACCAUGAAAGAAGUGGCAUUAGAGCUCGAAGGAAUAUCGGCAUCAGUGAUUGACAAACAUCCAUGGGUGAAAAGUACUUCAAAUGAAGAAGUAACUGAAUAUUUGCUUAACGCACCAAGCGAAGACUCUCAAGACCCUAACACUGAUACAAGCCCGAUAGCUUUUUAUAGUAUAAUUAAGCCUAAGAUAAUGUCGAUGCUUAGUGGUAGAUAUAAGUAGGGGCUGGGAUCUUUGGUUAAUUUGUUGCAAUUAGGAAUAACCAGCCAGAGUCUGUUGAGAAUAAUUCAAAGGUUACUUUUGCACGUGUUUGUUUUUAAUAAUAAUGUACUUCCUGGUCUAUAGGAUAGUACCUAGUUUUUAGCAGUCAUGGGUAGAAGUGGUUUAGUGGUUUGCUUUUUAUUUGCUUACCGUUGUACUCAACUGCUAUAUAUAUGGCAACUUUAUCAUUGAAUAAGAUUAUCAAGUUUUCUGGUC